Messenger RNA from Micromonas commoda, 1560 nucleotides. RefSeq lists its product with no specific name. NCBI's taxonomy places the organism in Eukaryota, Viridiplantae, Chlorophyta, Mamiellophyceae, Mamiellales, Mamiellaceae. The coding region runs from base 1 to 1560 and encodes 519 amino acids. The record is from RefSeq and is a predicted model, not a curated record. The transcript has a single exon.
AUGCUCCCGCCGUCGAGGGAUGAGCCACCGCCGGACCCGCACGGCUUCCGCGACGUCAUCGCACGACGGCGUAAGGCCGCCGAGGACGAUCGCGAUCGCCUCCGCUCGUUCGAACGCGCGUGCGCAUCCUCGCGGGAAGACCUGCGACGGACGGCGCGUGAGCUCGAGUCCACCGCUCGGCACCGUCACGCCGCGCAGCUCGAGUCACUCGCGAACGCGCUCAAGCGAGCGCGCGAGGUCCCGCCCGCGUUCUCCCCGUCGCUCAUCGCGGUGCGGUGGCUGUGGCGGCAGCUGAUGGACGCCAAACGCCUGGAGGAGGCGUCCGAGCUGGGAGCGCACGCGAGCGCCGUGGAGGAGCGAGAGACGACCAGGCACCUGGCCAACGUCGACGCGGAAAACGCCGCUCGCCUCGCGUCGGCGUGCGUGGGGCACGCGAAAGAGCUGCAGAGCCUGGCGGCGUCGCUCGCGAGCUGCGAACGGGAACUCGCCGGUGCCCACGCGCGCGUCGGGCGGAAGCUGACGAGGCCGGGCGUCGGCGCGGGCGAGGCGAGGGCGGGCGCGCAGGAGGCGAUUAAAAACGGCGCGCGUUGGAUCGCGGCGGCGAAAAAGGCUGCGGAGGACGUCGCGUCCAAAUCAUCCGAACGGUUCGCGCGCGCGCUCCUGGCGCUCGAGACGCAUACGCGGCGCCGGUGCGACGCGUACGCCGCCACGUACGACGCCGCGCAUCUCCCGCGCGACGAGACCACCGGCGAGGCGGCGUGGUCGGCGAUGCGAAAGCCCGGCGCGUCGGUGAUGAAGGCCAACGGCGUGGACAGGGCGCGGGAAGCGCGACGGACGCUGCGCGAGGUGACGGCGGCGGCGGCGGCGGGUGCGUCUUUGCGCGCGGAGGAGGCCGCGAGGGACGCGCGGCGACGGUACCGGCUGGAGCGGCUCUCCGCGGGGCGAGGACCGAACGACGCGGGGGGUGGCGACGACGACGUGGAACCGACGGCGGAUGCGUCGGCGGACGCGAACGCGGCGGCUCGGCGGCGCGCCAGGGAACGCGCCGCGGCGGACGCGCGAUGGAUCGAGCCGUCGGAUGAGGCCGAGGGUAUCGUCCCGACGCGUCCGGAGCACGAGGAGGUGGAGACCGGGGACGGGACGUCGGGCGGCGGGACGACGACGACAAACGCGGCCGUUCCCUCGAACGCGUCGCGGCGCGCGCCGGGGAAUCGCGCGACGCGGCUCGUCGGCUUCGCGGACGACCGCGACGGGUACAUGCGCGGCGUCGGGGUGGAGGCGAUCGUGGCGACGACCGCGGCGAUCGAGGCGAACGCCGCCCGCGACGAAGACGACGGGGACGACGGGGACGACGGGGACGACGUUGGUCCCGAGGGGAUUGCCGAACGUCGCCGUCGUCGAUGGUUCGACCUCGUGGAUGAUAGGCUCGGGCGGGCGCUCUGGCGGAGACGAUCGGGGAUGAAGCUGCCGCCGCCGCGCGUCGAGCCGACGGGUAAAAGGGCGGACGGCGUAAAGCCCAGGUCGUCGUUCAAUCUCGCGAGGAAGCGAACGCACGUGUAA